Sabethes cyaneus is the source of this 3741-nucleotide messenger RNA. RefSeq lists its product as uncharacterized. NCBI's taxonomy places the organism in Eukaryota, Metazoa, Arthropoda, Insecta, Diptera, Culicidae. The coding region runs from base 1 to 3741 and encodes 1246 amino acids. Gene Ontology annotation, biological process: DNA integration. The record is from RefSeq and is a predicted model, not a curated record. The transcript has 2 exons. Gene Ontology annotation, molecular function: nucleic acid binding.
AUGGAUCCGAAUCAGUUUGCUCAGUUUUUGGAGCAUCAGACGAAGUUGUUUAGUCAACUCAUGAUGGGUCUGACAAAUGCCCAGAGAAAUGUUGCUGCAGCGCCACCGGUUGGGCCAUCACUUGGUGCAAAUAUUUCUGUUCCGCAGCCGGCACCGCUAGCAUUAGAAGGUGAUAUGGAACAGAAUUUCGACUUUUUCCAGAGAAGCUGGGACAGUUACGCUAAGGCCAUAGGUAUGGAUAGAUGGCCAGCGGUUGAUAAUGCACAAAAAGUGAGUUUUCUGUUGUCCGUGAUCGGUGAACCGGCACGGCGAAAAUAUUUCAACUUUGAGUUGACAGCAGAACAGCAAGGGAGUGUGGAAGCGGCUUUAUUGGCCAUUAAAGAAAAGGUUACGGCCAAACGCAAUAUCAUCAUCGAUCGAUUGGAUUUUUUCUCCGCCGCUCAAACGUAUGACGAAUCCAUCGAUGAUUUUACCUCCCGCCUAAAAGUGCUUGCCAAAAUAGCGAAACUAGGAUCGCUUGAAGCAGAUUUGGUAACGUACAAGGUGGUUACAGCUAAUAAGUGGACAAAAUUACGCACUAAGAUGCUAACAGUUGCCGACAUCACUUUAACGAAAGCAGUGGAUAUGUGCAGAGCCGAAGAGAUAGCAGCAAAACGAUCGCACGAGCUGGCUAUUCCGGCCGAAUCGGAAGUGAAGAAAAUUUCAAAACCUAAGAAGAAAAUGCUCCGCUCGGUUUCAUUCGUAACAACUAAGCCAGCUGAGUCGUCGCAGCUUUUGAAUGUACAUCGUGUCGAAGCGCAGAAGAUAAUCGACAGACAUGCUGAAAUAUUUAAGGGAUACGGCAAGCUAGCUGGAACAGUGUCUUUGGAAGUGGAUCCCGAUGUUACUCCAUCUAUACAAUCGCCUCGUAGAGUACCUAUUGCUAUGCGUGCCAAACUGAGAAGAGAGCUGGAUGCUCUUGAAGCAGAAGGCGUGAUUAUUAAAGAGUCGAAACACACAGACUGGGUGAGUAACAUUGUCAUUGUCCAACGUGGUAAUCCUGAAUCACCCAGUAUCCGUAUUUGCCUUGACCCGAUUCCGCUUAACAAAGCUCUCAAGAGACCUAAUCUCCAGUUUGUCACUUUGGAUGAGAUUCUUCCUGAGUUAGGAAAAGCCAAAGUGUUUUCAUCCGUCGAUGCCAAGAAAGGUUUCUGGCAUGUUGUAUUGGAUGAACCUAGUAGCAAGCUGACGACUUUUUGGACUCCUUUUGGUCGAUAUCGCUGGACUCGUUUGCCGUUUGGAAUUGCUCCAGCUCCAGAGAUUUUUCAAAUGCGCCUGCAAGAAGUCAUUCAGGGACUCAAAGGUGUCGAGUGCAUUGCGGAUGAUUUACUAGUGUAUGGCGUAGGUGACAACAUGGAAGAAGCUCUCGUCGACCAUAACCGUUGUCUCGAAAAGUUAUUGACUCGCUUAGAAAAACACAACGUUAAACUGAACAAGUCCAAGCUCAAACUAUGUCAGACUUCGCUCAAGUUUUAUGGUCAUGUAUUGACUGACCAAGGAAUAAAGCCAGAUGAAACGAAAAUCUCUACGAUUCGGAAUUUUCCUAUCCCGACCAACCGAAAGGAAGUCCAUCGUUUUGUCGGUAUGGUCAACUACCUAAGCAGAUUUCUAAAAAACCUCAGUUCGAAUUUAACAAACCUCAGAAGGUUGAUUUUGGAAACAACUCCCUGGCAAUGGACAGCAGUGGAGCAAGAGGAAUUCGAACGAGUAAAGUCACUGGUAUCAGAUGUUGGAACCUUAAGCUAUUACAAUGUUAACCAACCGCUUACCAUUGAAUGUGACGCAAGCUGUUUCGGGCUUGGUGUGGUUGUGUAUCAAUCGCACGGCAUAAUUGGAUAUGCAUCAAGAACUUUGACUCCUACGGAGCGUAAUUACGCUCAAAUCGAGAAGGAAUUACUAGCUAUUCUAUUCGUCUGCACUCGUUUCGACCAACUAAUCAUCGGUAACCCAAAGACUGUGAUCAAAACAGAUCACAAGCCCCUCAUCAGUUUGUUCCAAAAGCCGUUGCUUUCAGCUCCACGUCGUCUUCAGCACAUGCUGCUAAAUCUGCAGCGUUACCGAUUAUCUGUUGAGUUUGUUACAGGUAAGGACAAUGUUGUAGCGGAUGCAUUGUCUCGCGCACCGCUGGAUGCAAAGCUAACUGUCGACAUAUUUGAUAAGCGAAACAUAUACAAAGUCGUGAAUGAAGUCGAAGCAUUCCAACUGAGUAAGUUUUUGAGCGUUUCGGAUAGCCGUUUGGAUGAAAUAAAAUUCGCAACCGAAAGAGAUCAGUCAAUGCAACUGAUCAUCGACUACAUACAGCACGGUUGGCCUAUGUCAGUCGACCGCGUACCUGAUAGCGUUAAAAUCUACUUUAAUUAUCGUAGUGAAUUGGCUACUCAGGAUGGUAUGGUGUUUCGAGGUGACCGUAUAGUAAUCCCUCAUGUUCUUCGCCGCAAGCUCGUUGAUAGUUGCCAUGUUAGCCACAAUGGAACGGAAUCUACACUAAAAUUAGCCAGAGCUAAUCUCUUCUGGCCGGGCAUGUCUUCCCAAAUUAAAGAUGUCGUCAAAGAGUGUUCUAUUUGUGCUAAGUAUGCACCUUCUCAGCCGAAUCCUCCGAUGAUGAGCCACAACAUUCCUGUAUACCCUUUUCAAAUGGUUUCUAUGGAUGUUUUUCAAGCAGAGUACCGAGGCAUCAAACGUAAGUUUUUAGUUACUGUUGACCACUAUUCUGAUUUCUUCGAGCUUGAUAUUUUGAAAGACUUGACGCCGGAGUCAGUAAUCUUCGCUUGUCAGCAGAAUUUUGCCCGUCAUGGUAAACCACAGAGACUGAUCAGCGAUAAUGCGACCAACUUUUCAAAUGUCAAAAUGGUAAAAUUUGCCCGUGACUGGGAUAUCGAGUUAGUUACAACAGCACCCCAUCACCAACAGGCUAACGGUAAAUCCGAGGCAGCUGUAAAAAUAGCAAAACGUUUAAUUACGAAAGCAGACGAAACUAACACUGAUUUUUGGUAUGCUCUCUUACACUGGCGAAAUAUACCAAAUAAGAUUGGUUCCAGUCCUGCGGCUCGUUUGUUUUCUCGUCAAACUCGCUGUGGUGUGCCUACAUCCGUAUCAAAUUUGCUUCCGAGAGUCGUAAAUGACGUUCCUACAAAAAUCGAGAACAAUCGUAAAACCUUUAAACGCAACUAUGAUAAAACAUGUCGACACUUACCUGAGCUACAGAUUGGUUCUCCGGUAUACACGCAGCUACAACCUGAGUUUUCGAAAACUUGGCGUGCUGGAACAAUUGCCGAUCGUUUAAGCGAACGAUCCUAUUUAGUCAACGUAGACGGAGUGGAUUAUCGUCGUAGUCUAGUGCAUUUGAAGCCACGUAAAGAACCGAACAUACUACCUGACCGCAGACCAUCAACGUUAGUUUCCAGUAAUAGUUUUUCAAACAGCGACAUUCAACUUGCUUCUCUUCCGGACGGUGAAAAAACGAAUGGUUGUCAAAUGGAAAGUCACGUUGCGCCACAGUUUGCUAUGAUUGAAUCACAACAAACUGCCUCCCCUUCAACAUCGCGUGGUGGCGCAAUGCGUUCUUCAACUUCGUGUAUUCCCACAACUCCAAAGCAAAAGGAAAAGAAUAACUUUGUACCGGAAGUGUCAUCUAAUCGCAGACCAAAACGAUUGACGCCUAUCCCAGAAAAGUUUAAGGACUUCGAAUUAGCCUUUAAGUGA